CACCAUUCACGCCCAGCUGGUCCCUACAAACAGAGAGAGGCAGAGAGGAAGAGUGCCAGAGUCGGAUAGGACAGAAAAAGCACAGCAUGUUAAGUUUUGAUAAAACUCGUACUGCUGCAGACACCCCACGUUGACAUCGUACCUUGAAACCAAGAAAUGAAUAUCAUUACACAGGUACAACUGUUUCAUCCCCCAAAUGAAACACAUCUUAUAAUAAAGAGUAUUAUUAACAACAACCUCAAGAAGCUCAAGAAAUUAGUAAAGGAAACCAACAUUAAUGAACUUUACCCAUGCAAAGAAGUUGAUGACUAUAUAACUCCACUGAUAGCUGCUGUUGUAAAUCACAAUGAGGAUAUUUUGACAUUCCUUUUGCAUCGGGGUGCUGACCCAAACAAGGCUUCCAGUAGUGGCCUUACACCUCUGCAUCAUGUAUCACUAUCCAAAGCACCAGAUAUUUUUGUUGAGAAACUGCUUGAAGCCAAAGCUCAUCCAAAUGGAUCGAAUCCAAUGUGUACCCCUCUGCACACUGCUGCCAUCCAUGACAGGGACGAUGUCUUCAGAGUUCUCCUUUCAGCUGGAGCAAUGGUAACAUCCUUGUCUGGGGCUCAACAUAAAUUACACAAUGAAAAGAUAUCUAAGAGGAUUCAUGACCUUGCAUCGAGGGGAGAUAAAUUGUGCUCCAAAAUCAGAUAUUUCCUAGAUAUGGAAAUUGCUGUGUCAGAAAAAACACCUGAAGAAGUGUUCAAAACGUUUGACAGUCACAUGCUGUCGGAGGAUCCUCAGACCCAUCUGACAAUGAUUGAAAGACUUUUUAAGGUAACUGGGCUACAUGAAGAAAAAUACAAGCAACUAAGUAUCAAAUGGCUGAAGGACACUGGAAAUCUUGACACGUACAUUGCAGGUGCCGUCAGUCGCUUUCCAAACAUUCCCCAGGAAUAUGUUAUAAUGUCAAUUUUCACUUUAAAUGCAGUUUUUUGCACUCUUGAAGAUAUACCAAAUGAGCAAUCUUUGGAUAUAAUUUCCCAACUACUGAACCAGCUUAGCUCAAAAGAGAGUCCUGAUAUAUGGAAAGCUGUUUUGUCCACACUAUAUGUGAUAACACAGAAAACAAAAGGCACAAAUAGCUGGGAUCAGAACUUUGUUGAGAAGAUAUGCAAGACAAUAGCUCCUUUUGUAGAGAACCGAUACACCACUGGCAUAAGACUUGUCACAUACGGCACAUUCGCAAGCUUACUCUCAGUUAAACAUGCAACCAGCAUCUUUGCAUCAGUGGGGAUAACUUCAGUGCCUGAGGACUUACUGAUGUCUGCAGAAAUGCAUACAAAUGAGAAGCUGAAAGAAGUGCUUAAGCAACUGAAAGAUCAUCUCAGCAAGCCAAGCAUGGACUCUGAGGACUCUACAGUCUUACCUGAAUCCAAAAAGAAGAAGAAAAAGAAGAAGAAGAAAAAGAAAAACAAGGAACAGUCAGAAAACCAAGAAGAACCAAAUGAGGAAGUUUGCACUGCUUCAUCUAAUCCAACAGUAGGCCCUGUUGAGGAGACCACUUCAAAUGUGAAGCCAUUCCAUGUCCAAACUACUAAAUCAAUGCCACGCAGAUGGGAACAAAGCAGCGUGAGGUGGAGAGAAAAGUUAGAGAAGCUUGUGAGUACAGAUGAAGAAGUGAACAGAAUUGGGAGCAUGAUAUAUGUAAAUAAAGAAGAAUUCUGCAUAGCAAAAGGGAGUGACAGUACCCAAGUCUUCUUGGGGCUGAGAGAUGAUGGCACUGAAGUUGCUAUUAAGAAAAUGGUAAAAUGCAACUAUCAGGUGCUGAAGCAUGAGGAAGGAUUUCUACGGCUUCCAGAGCUUGACCAUCCAUCCAUUGUGAGAUACAUUGACCAAUCGGAGGAUGACAACUUUGGAUAUCUUGGUCUUCAACUGUGUGAAUACACCUUGGAAGAAUACAUCAAAACUCAUGAUGAUAGUCACUUGAGAAAGAAACUUGUCCUUGAAGUUCUCAACAGUUUAAGGGUGCUUCACUGUCAAGAUCCUCCCAUUCUCCACCGGGACCUCAAACCACAGAAUGUUCUGAUCGAUAUUAAAGGGAGGGCGCGAUUGGCUGAUUUUGGCAUCAGUAGACGGUUACCCAAAGGACAAACAACUUACUGCACAGGAAAAGCAGGAACAAAAUGCUGGAUGGCCAAGGAAACUUUAUCAGAAGAAGACGAAACCAAUAUACCGUACAAGUCAAGCUCUGACAUACAGGUGGCAGGGAUGCUGAUUUAUUAUAUCCUCUCUGGAGGAAAACAUCCUUUUGGAGACAAACCCCGUAAAUGUGAGAACAACAUUGAAGAAGGGAACUACACUUUGGACCAUGUUCAAGACGUCUUGGCAAAAGACCUCAUUGAGUGGAUGAUUGAUGCAGAACCAAAGAACAGACCUAAAGUGGAAGAAUGCUUGAAGCAUCCCUUCCUCAGAGACAAUGACUGGAAAGUAGAAUACUUGGGAAAGGUGAAAAACGUGAAGGAGGCAGCAAACUGGCAAAAUCCUGACGAGGGAUUGACUUCUUCGCUGAGGAAAUGGGCUGCUGAUGGAUCCUCCGAACUCUGGAGAGAUAAGUUUCCAGAUUGCUUGCUGCAGAAGAUAGAUAAAAAUAAUCGCUACAAAAAACACACGUCGGAAUUACUGCGCUUCAUACGAAACCUCCAUCAGCACUAUGCCGAGGAUGCAGCCACAUUGGAUCUGUUGAAGAUGUUUCCUGAUCUCUUUGAGAAUGUUUAUAUAUUUACCAAAAGCAAAGGGUGGAAUAAUGAGCCACCUCUGAAGGAAAUGUGUGAAAGAGAAGGGUCCUUCUUUAAAUAUAGGCCUACCUCUUCUCUGAUACAUUCAAAUUCCGAAUAGGGGAUAAGUGGUAUAAUAGCCUAUAAGUUAAGAAUGCUCACUCUGAUGGUCAUCAUAUUUGGAGAGGGAAAUACCAGGUGGCUGAACUACAUCACCAAAUAGUCAGAAUAAGAGUAACCCAAUAAAAUAAAGUUUAUUAGUUCUAAAUUGCAAGCCUUUAAAACAUAGGUGUAAAUAGUACAGGUUUUAUUGAAACUGGAACCUUAAUUCCAGGUACAGUAUACACAUCAUCAAAUAAUUCUGUGAGAGGUCAAGUAUAUAGAUACUAGAAUAUAAUGUUAAAGGUGGGGUAGGUAAUUUUGGAGAAACCAGCUCGAGUGCGCUAGAAUUUGAAA
Molecule: messenger RNA, 3212 nt
Organism: Trematomus bernacchii (emerald rockcod)
Lineage: Eukaryota; Metazoa; Chordata; Actinopteri; Perciformes; Nototheniidae
Product: serine/threonine-protein kinase ppk4-like
Exons: 7
Coding region: 157-2877 (906 amino acids)
Biological process (GO): mRNA processing; IRE1-mediated unfolded protein response; intrinsic apoptotic signaling pathway in response to endoplasmic reticulum stress
Cellular component (GO): IRE1-TRAF2-ASK1 complex
Molecular function (GO): RNA endonuclease activity; protein serine/threonine kinase activity; ATP binding
Source: RefSeq, a predicted model, not a curated record